AUGUUGCUGUGGCUUCUCCUCGGGCUCCUCGAGGUCCCGGGGGUCCUGGGGGGCUGCGUGGAGGUGGCCUCGGGCACCGAGGCCGUGCUGGGCUCGCCCUUUCGGCUCCUGUGCAUCGCCUGCAAGCGCCGCAGCGAGACCCCGGCCGAGGCCGAGAGCGAGUGGUUCUUCCGGGCUGAGGGGGCAGCCCAGUUCCACAAGAUCCUUCACUACAGCCCCGAGGAGGGCGAGUGGGUGGCUCCUGGCCCCUUCCAGGGGCUGCUGGCCUGGAACGGCUCGCGGGGCACGCGGGACCUGCAGGAUUUGUCGCUGUGGCUGCGCUCGGUGCAGCGCGAACACGCCGGCGCCUACGUGUGCGGCCUGCGCCGCAACCUGACCUUCGAGGGCUACACCUACAGCCUGGCCAGGAACCAGAGCCUGCGGCUGGCCGUGGUGGAGAAAGGUGGAAUUUUGGGGGAUUUUAGCCCCUCCCCCACCCCGAAUUUCUCCCCUUCCCCCCCCAGCUCCGAGUACCUGGCCAUCACCUCGGAGAGCAAAGAGAACUGCGGCGGCGUCCAGGUGGCCGAGUGACCACUGAGUGACCCCUGAGUGACCACUGAGUGACCCUGAGUGACCCUGAGUGACCCCUGAGUGACCCCUGAG
This is a messenger RNA of Pseudopodoces humilis (Tibetan ground-tit), 642 nucleotides long. The record is from RefSeq and is a predicted model, not a curated record. NCBI's taxonomy places the organism in Eukaryota, Metazoa, Chordata, Aves, Passeriformes, Paridae.